AUGGCCUUGAGUCUGAUUAGCGAACUGCUGCUGCUGCUGCUGCUGCUGAGGCUGUUGUUGUUGCUGCUGAGGUGUAGAACUGUGGUUGUAUCUGUUGAAUGUGGCUCUGAUGCUGUUGUUGUUGCGCCUGAGCAUGUGGUGGUUGCAGUUGUGGUUGCGGUUGAGGCUGUGGUUGCUGCUGUUGCGUUUGGGGCUGUGACGGUUGCUGUUGUGGCUGAGGCUGUGGUUGUUGCUGCUGCUGCUGUGUCGAUUGCGGCUGCGACUGUUGGUGUGUGUGAUAUGGAGGGGUCCAUAAUUGAGAGUGGGCCUGUUGUUGCUGCAACUGGUUUACUGCAUUUGACAUGGAAGACUGCUGUGUCGCUUGAUUUCUGGCAGGAGGUUCGUUCCAGCACAUUUGACUGUCAGAAUGAUGGAGACAAAAACCUAACAAGAUUCAGUCGACAUGGAGCUAUAAUGCCAUCAUAAACAAAUUUAAUG
Molecule: messenger RNA, 477 nt
Organism: Lobosporangium transversale
Lineage: Eukaryota; Fungi; Mortierellomycota; Mortierellomycetes; Mortierellales; Mortierellaceae
Exons: 3
Coding region: 1-465 (154 amino acids)
Source: RefSeq, a predicted model, not a curated record